AUGAGCACUGCCUACUAUGGCCGCGCUGUGCCACUGGCUUUGCGGCGAUUCGCCAAGCUGCCGUGUCGCCUGCAUGGCCGCCGCCAGGAGCUGGUUCUUCCUGAGGGGCUUCCGACUGGCGUGCAUGUGGUGAUGCUCAUGACCAGGCGGAAGCACAUCGAGCACGCAGACUCUUGGUUAGGCCAGGUGUGCGCGCCGCAUGUGAACGACUGCUGA
Effrenium voratum is the source of this 216-nucleotide messenger RNA. NCBI's taxonomy places the organism in Eukaryota, Dinophyceae, Suessiales, Symbiodiniaceae. The record is from the annotation of a GenBank genome assembly.